GUUGCAAUGGAGGAAGAGUGGGAAGAGGAGGAACAGUUAGUUGUGGCGGAGCUGUCUGGAAUGAUCAGCUCGGAUUUACUCUCCAAUCGACGGGGCGAGUGUAAAAUAGUGGACAUUGACAGCGAGCAGCCCAUGAUGCAGAAAAUCAUUUCUGAGCGAACAACACAAAACAAUGAGGCGGAUGGGCUACAACAGCAGAAGACCCCUCCGGGUACCACUACGGUCAGCUUUGAACAGGAUACCGAGGCUGCAGUGGGCACAGGCUCACCAAAACUGGACAGUAAACAAUUGGAAAAACAUUGCCUGGUCUGAUGAAUUUUGAUUUCUGCUGCGACAUACAGAUGGUAAGGUCAGAAUUUGGCAUAAACAAUAUGAAUCCAUGGAUCCAUUGUGCCUUGUGUCAACAGUUCAGGCUAGAGGUGGUGGUGUAAUGGUGUGGAGAAUGUUUUAUUGGCACCCGUGAACUGCCAAAAUACAAACAAUACAUCACAUGCCCCACCAGAGAAAGAAAUAUCGCUCUGUCCCACGUGCAAUUUUGGAUUCCUGACAUACAAGCAGAAACUAAAAUCAGUUAAGCCUGUAGUAAGGACUGUAAAGAGAUGAAUCUACAAGCCUGCUUUGACUGUACUGAUUGGAAUGUUUUUGAGGCUGCAGCCUGGACAUACCUGGACGAGCUUACAGAUACUGUGACAUUAUAUAUCAGUUUCUGUGAGGAUAUAUGCAUCCCUACUAGGACAUUUUUAUCAUUCAGUAACGAUAAACCAUGGUUUACAAGAAAACUCAGACAGCUUCGUCAGGCCAAAAAGGAUGCUUGCAGAUGUGGGGAUAAAACAUUGUACAACCAGGCCAGGAACACAAUUAAUAAGGAAUUCAGAGUGGCUAAAAGAAGCUACUCUGAAAAGCUGAAAAAACAGAUUCCAGCCAAUGAACCUGCAUCUGUGUGGAAAGGCCUAAAAAGCAUCACCAAGUACAAGACACCUCCCCCUCACUCUGUAGAGAGUCAACUAAUGGCUGUUGAACUGAAAGUGUUUCACUGCAGGUUUGAAAAGCCCAGUCUCACACCCUUCCCCUGCUCUGAUCUUCACUUCACACACACACACACACACACACCAACACCUUCUGGAACCCCCCUCCUGCUACUCAAUCUGCACUUAUGAUCUGUGAGGAGGAUGUGUGCUGGGUUUCUCAGAAGCAAAAACUAGGAAUGCUUCAGGCCCAGACGGUGUUUCACCUGCCUGUCUGUCUGAAAGUCUGCGCUGACCAACUGACCCCCAUCUUCACACAGAUCUUCAAUAGAUCACUGGAGCAGUGUGAAGUUCCCUGCUGCUUCAAACGCUCCACCAUCAUUCCGGUCCCCCAAAAAACCCAAAUCACAGGACUUAAUGACUACAGACCUGCAGCUCUCACGUCUGUGGUCAUGAAGUUGUUUGAAAGACUAGUUUUGGCCUACCUGAAAGUCAUCACUGGACCCCUGCUGGACCCCCUUCAAUUUGCUUACUGAGCUAACAGGUCUGUGGAUGAUAUUGUCAGUAUGUGACUGCAUUCUGUCCUGCAACACCUCGACAGACCUGGGACUUAUGCAAGGAUCCUAUUUGUGGACUUCAGUUCUGCCUUCAAUACCAUCAUGCCUGAUCUUCUCUCAAGCAGACUGACCCAGCUCUCCGUGUCCACCCCAAUCUGUCGAUGGAUCACCAGCUUUCUAACAGAUAGGCAGCAGCUAGUGAGACUGGGGAAACUCACAUCCAGGACCCUCACUAUUAGCACUGGUGCUCCUCAGGGAUGUGUUCUCUCUCUCCACUGCUCUUCUCCCUGUACACGAAUGACUGCACUGCAAAAGACCCCACUGUCAAGCCCAUGAAGUUUGCAGACGACACCAUGAUCAUCGGCAUCAUCCUUGACUGUGACGAGUCUGCAUACAGAUGGGAGGUUGAUCAGCAAAAGGUUGAUGGCUCUCUGGUGUAGUCACAACAACCUUGAGCUGAACAUGCUCAAAACUGUGGAGAUGAUAGUGCACUUCAGGAAAAAUCCCCCACACUUGGCAAGAAAUCUCAUUCUGAUUAGGCACCUUAACACCAAUUGAGCAUCGUUUAAAUGCCACAGCCUACCUGAGUAUUGUUGCUGACCAUGUGCAUCCCUUUAUGACCACGGUCUACCCAUCUUCUAAUGGCUACUUCCAGCAAGAUAACGUGCCAUGUCACAAAGCACACAUCUUUUCAAACUGGUUCCAGGAACAUGACAAUGAGUUCAGUGUACUCCAAUGGCCUCCACCAGAUCUCAAUCCAACAGAACACCUUUAGGAUGUUGUGGAAUGGGACAUUUGCGCCAUGAAUGUGCAGCCGACAGAUCUGCUGCGACUGCGUGAUGCUGUCAUGUCAGUGUGGAGCAGAAUAUCUAAGGAAUGUUUCCAGCACCUUAUUGUAUCCAUGCCACAAAGAAUUCAGGCCGUUCUGGGGGUAAAGGUGGGACGGUAUCUGUUUGCCGGGGAAUACGAGAAUGCCAUCGGAACGUGUGUGAUUUUUGAAGAAAAGUGCCAGGACUGUGCAGACUUGAAGCCAGUCCUUAAAUACAAAUGUCACACAAUGAAGAAACUGAUGCUGCAGAGGACAUUCCUGUCGGAAUGUCGGAAACAGGAUGAGCCAGUCUCUAAUCGCAUUGAAGUGCUGGCUCUCAACGAGGGAGAAGUAUUUGGGGGUCGGGCGAUCGCAGUUUGUCACUAUUUGGAUCCGUCAGAGACCGAGAAAUCUGUGCUUGAUGAAUCAAAAGUUUGCGAGGGCUCUGAGAUGAGUGAUGAAUCGCCGGCUGAGAUGGAUGAGACUGAGGCAGGCACUGUGCUUUUAGACAACUUCACAGAGGAGACGAUAGACACAACAGUGAAUGCCAGUAUCUGUUCUCUACAGGCGUCUACACAAGAAGGGGACGUAGGGUCUUGAAUGACAAAUCAAGUCUACUCGAUUAUACAUGUAAAUACAUAUUCUUUGGUUUAUAAUAACAGUUGGUUUGUAUUUAUAUUUCAAGACAAAAUAAAUCCAAUAUGGAUGUAAUACUUUACUCUUUUUAUAGAAAGAUACAGUAUGCAGGUCAUUUAAUGGGAAUUAAUUUAAGUGAAAGAAUAAAACAAACUCAUGUCACUUUAGUGACAGCGUUUAUUUGUGGACCAGUCUCUGUAAAGCAGGGACCAAGCAUUGGUUUAGAUUUGCGUCAGAAAGUAUUUUUUUUUCCUCCCCAAUUUGGAAUUCCCAAUACGCUCUAGGUCCUCGUGGUAGCGUAGUGACUCACCUCGAUCCGGGUGGCGGAGAAAGAAUCUUAGUUGCCUCCUCGUCUGAGAUGUCAAUCUGCGCAUCUUAUCACGUGGCUUAUUGAGCGCGUUACCGUGGAGACAUAGUGCAUGUGGAGGCUUCACGCUAUUCUCCGCGGCAUCCACACACAACUCGCCACACGCCCCACCGAGAGCGAGAACCACAUAGCGACCACGAGGAGGUUACCCCAUGUGACUCUACCCCCCAGCAACCUGGCCAAUUUGGUUGCUUAGGAGACCUGGCUGGAAUCACUCAGCACACCCUGGAUUCCAACUUGUGACUCCAGGGUUGGUAGUCAGCGUAUUUACUCGCUGAGCUACCCAGGCCCCAACGUCAAAAAGUAUUACUGAAUGCAACAAGCGUAAGUGAGAGACAGCAAACUAAAGGACCAGGAAAUUCUGAAUAAAAGUAGAAAUUAUUCAAUCAUUUUUAGAAAUCACAUAUUAAAUGCAGCCUACUAUUUAUAUCAGAUAUUGACUAACCAUUUUAGGCUGUGAAUUGUAAAGCAGUACUUAUUCUGUAUGGACAAAUGACUAUUUUAGCUUCUUGAUUACAGAAAGGUACUGUAAUUAUGUGUUGCAUGUAAGAGAAUAUGUCAGACAGGAAAGUUGUGAAGACAAGGCCAAUGAGGAGAGAUGAUCAAGGAGAAAAUGGCUCAGGAGCGAGCAGACAAAUGUAGAUAAGAAGUCUUUAAGAAUAGAAAAACUACAGAAGCAGCAUACAAACUG
Messenger RNA from Myxocyprinus asiaticus (Chinese sucker), 4024 nucleotides. Its product is annotated as general transcription factor 3C polypeptide 6-like. The coding region runs from base 2325 to 2930 and encodes 201 amino acids. NCBI's taxonomy places the organism in Eukaryota, Metazoa, Chordata, Actinopteri, Cypriniformes, Catostomidae. The transcript is spliced from 3 exons. Gene Ontology annotation, biological process: transcription by RNA polymerase III. Gene Ontology annotation, cellular component: transcription factor TFIIIC complex. The record is from RefSeq and is a predicted model, not a curated record.